Messenger RNA from Durio zibethinus, 2524 nucleotides. RefSeq lists its product as uncharacterized. The record is from RefSeq and is a predicted model, not a curated record. Lineage: Eukaryota; Viridiplantae; Streptophyta; Magnoliopsida; Malvales; Malvaceae.
CCUCCGUUUGGUCUUCAUAUUCGUUUUCGUUUCCGUCUUUCCCUUCUAGUUGAUCUAUUUAGCGUCAGUUUUUUUGACCAACAAAAAAGGAAAAUCAAAAAUAAAAAAUAAAAAAGGGAAAAACGCUUCACUUUCAAUGCCAUUGAAACAAUCGAAUUGAUCAACUUCACACUCUCUGUAGCUCAUAUUUUCGGAGUUGAAAUUCGCAAAAAUUGCUUCAAUUUUCAUUUUUAUAUUCUCACAGGAAUUUUGGAAAAGAAAGAGCCCUUGGAUUUUCUCUCUCUCUCUCUCUUUCUUUUUACUUUUUGUGUUUGUCUCAUUGCGUUAGGGUUUAUUUUUUGGGAAAUGAAGUCUUCGAUUGGUAAACUUCGAAGAUUUGCGCUUCACAAGAACGAUGGCAAGGAUAAAUUGGAUUUUUUGCCUUCGGCUCAUUUGAGUGAACUCGCUCAAGCAGCUCAGGAUAUGCAGGACAUGAGAAAUUGCUAUGAUAGCUUACUUUCUGCAGCUGCAGCAACAGCAAACAGCGCAUAUGAAUUCUCGGAGUCAUUGAAAGAAAUGGGCUCCUUUCUACAGGAAAAAAGAGUGCUACCUGAUGAUGAAGAAAGCGGUAGAAUUUUGUUAAUGUUGGGAAACUCGCAGUUUGAACUCCAGAAACUUGUGGAUAACUAUCGCUCACAUAUAUUGCUGACAAUCACAAACCCAUCAGAGUCACUUCUCAAUGAGCUUAGGACUGUUGAGGAUAUGAAGAGACUGUGUGAUGAAAAAAGAAAUGUUUAUGAAUACAUGGUGACACAACACAAAGAAAAAGGAAGGUCAAAAGGUGGAAAAGGUGAUACUUUCACUUUGCAGCAAUUGCAAACAGCUCGUGAUGAUUAUAAUGAAGUGGCAACCCUUUGUGUUUUCCGAUUGAAAUCUUUGAAGCAAGGGCAAUCCAGAAGUCUUCUAACACAAGCUGCUCGUCACCAUGCAGCUCAGUUAAAUUUCUUUAGGAGAGGACUUAAAUCACUUGAGGCAAUUGAGCCCCAUGUUAGGCAGGUCACAGAACAGCAACAUAUUGAUUACCAGUUUUCUGGCCUUGAAGAUGAUGAUGGGGAAGAUGGUGAGAUUGCCUACGACCCAAAUGAAGAUGGGGAAUUAAGUUUUGACUAUAGAGCAAAUGAGAAGGGAGUUGAUGUUACUUCUGCAUCAAGGAAUUCAAUGGAGGUUGAUGUAGCAAGUCAUUCAUUUCCCCAGAGUUCAAAGAUGGAAAAUGCAGAGGUAAACCUGGAGAAAAGCAAUGGGGAUAUUCAGGUCCCAAGUAGGGGGCAUAGAUUGGGUAGCUAUUCAGCCCCCAUAUUUCCAGAAAGGAAGCUUGAUCCUUCUGAAAGAGUAAAACAGAUGCUGCAGUCAUCUACUAACACAUAUGUGCUUCCAACACCAAAUGAUUCAAAGUUUGCAGUCUCUUCAAGAACAAUUAACUCAAAUACCCACACAAGGCCAACAAAUGUAGCUGGACAUCCACAGAAUUUGCGGCAUUCUUCCCCACUUGAGCAAAAGAAGCAUGACAAGGAUGCUGUUGAUGAUCAACUAUCAGAGGUUACCAUCUUGAAAUCUGAGUCGGCCCUCAAGGAGAGCAACAGUAGUAAUACCUCUACACAACUGCCCCCUCCUUUGUCUGAAGGACUAGUACCUUCCCAUUUGGAUAGCUCCUCCAAAGCUAAAAAAAUAAAGAGGAAAGCCGUUUCUGGUCCAUUACCUGGUAAACAAUUGUCGACAAAGCCUGUUUUAUCUGCUAGUGGUCCCAUUGCCCCUACUGAAUUUCCCCAUUUAGAUUCUUCAGUAACUUCUCAUUUGCCAAUUCCUCCACCAUUAUCACCACCAAAAGUAUCCCCAAGUGGCUCACCUCCUCUUGUUUCUUCACCCAGAAUAAAUGAGCUUCAUGCCCUUCCAAGGCCUCCUGGUGGUUCAGCUGCCAAGCCGGCUAAAUCUCCUGCCUUUGUUGGUUACUCUGCCCCACUAGUCUCAAGAAAUCAAGAGCUUUCUACAUGUAAUAUUCCUUCUGUGGCAUCAAGUGGUGCAUCUCCUCUUCCGACCCCACCUUUGAUUGUCCCUCGAAGCUUCUCUAUACCCUCUAGCAAUCAAAGAGCAUUGGCAAUUCAUGUUUCCAGGCUUUUGGAAGCUCCACAAGUUCCAGACAAGGAUGGAGAGGUUGCAUCCCCUCCAUUGACGCCCAUUUCCCUUGUAAACAUCAAACCAGUACCAGAUGCUUCUCAAGUGGCAUCUUAUUCUGGCCAAAUCAAAGUGGAUGCAGGUGGGAGCUGACAAAAACCUCGAAAUCCAAUGAACACGCUGGAUUGCAUUUUUCAAGUCUCAUUAUCUAAAAGGUUGGAUUAGGCUUUGUAAAUAUGUCUCCGGCAAUGUGUUAAUAGGGACGGAUUUGAAGUUGUACAAUCGCACUCAGUGAAAUCCCAAUUUUUUUGGUAAAAUUAUGUAAUUAUUUUAAGUUUAAGAAAUUUUUAAGUUUCUAUUGAUUGAAAUUUAAUUA